This is a messenger RNA of Microplitis demolitor, 6516 nucleotides long. It is a transcript of the gene Ptp10D, whose product is annotated as tyrosine-protein phosphatase 10D. Gene Ontology annotation, molecular function: protein tyrosine phosphatase activity; protein binding. Lineage: Eukaryota; Metazoa; Arthropoda; Insecta; Hymenoptera; Braconidae. The transcript has 9 exons. The record is from RefSeq and is a predicted model, not a curated record. Gene Ontology annotation, biological process: protein dephosphorylation. The coding region runs from base 209 to 4858 and encodes 1549 amino acids.
GGGCGAUUCACUAUUUAGGAAUUAAUUUUUUUUUAUACAAUAACUUUAUAAAAAGUAAUUAUUAUUUUUUUGUUUAAAAUGUCAAAAUAUUUAAAACAUCGCGAUCAAAAAAUAAAUCGCAAUUACAAAAUUUAUGGAAUUUUAUCGUGAUAAUUUUAAAUAAAAGUCUUCCUGUAGUUUUUUUAAUUAUUUUUUUAUAAAAAGUGAAAUGAGCUGGAAGUGUAUUGUCGUCAUAUUGACGAUUGAGGUCUGGUCAUCAAAUUCAGCAGACCUGGCAAUAGAAAUCCCUGGGAAUCUGACCCAACACGGCACAUGGUACCGUUUGGACUACAACCCACCAGUUGGGGACCCGCCACCUAACACCCGGAUCCCCGCAGUAGACAUCGGAGACGUGAUAAAGUUCCAAAACGGCCUACCGGGAACUAAAUACGAGUUCUGGUUGUAUUACAACAACGGAACCUUGCAUGACUGGUUAACAUGGACCGCGUCUAUAACGACAGCACCCGACCCACCAUCAAACCUGACUGUCCUAGUCAGGAACGGCAAGACCGCGAUCGUCUACUGGUCACCUCCCGCGCAAGGCAACUACUCGGGCUUCCGAAUGCGCGUCCAAAGCUUCAACGACGCGACAAAUCCUCCAUCCACAACUCGUACCAGCGUUAUUUCUGCAGACGCGAUUCCUUAUACCCUUCGCGAUCUGACUCCCGGUGCCACGUACUCGCUUCAGCUCUUUACCGUACUCGAGGCCAAAGAGAGUGUCGCGUACACCAGUCGUAAUUUUACCACCAAACCCAACACUCCAGGGAAAUUCAUCGUCUGGUUCCGUAAUGAAACGACUUUGCUAGUGCUUUGGCAGCCACCUUACCCUGCUGGGAUCUACACCCACUACAAGGUGAGCAUCGAGCCACCAGAUGCAAUCGAAUCAGUAUUUUACGUUGAAAAAGAAGGCGAGCCACCUGGACCAGCUCAGGCGGCAUUCAAAGAUCUGGUGCCUGGUCGCGCUUACAACAUCUCCGUCCAAACGGUCUCCGAAGACGAGACGUCUGCCCCCACUACUGCUCAAUAUCGGACUGUGCCUCUAAGGCCACUUAAUGUUACAUUUGAUCGUUCUUCCAUUACCUCCAGUAGCUUUCGUGUCUUCUGGAGUCCGCCUAAUGGCUCAUCCGAGUUCGAUAAGUACCAGGUGUCAUUAGGCAGCAAUAGACGUUUUCCCCCAGUUACGCGGAAUCGCUACGAAGAAGACAGCACCAUGUGGGAGUUUAAUGAUCUAGAAGCUGGUAAAUCCUACCAGGUUGUUGUCAAAACCGUUUCUGGCAAAGUCACCAGCUGGCCAGCGAGUGGUGACAUCACAUUGAAACCACUUCCAGUCCGUGAUCUGCGUGCUAGCAUUGACGAGCGUAUGCUUGAAGUUUCUUGGCGACCCGACAAUGCCAGCACUCAGGACAGCUAUCGGCUGGAGUAUCAUGAAGUUGACUCGACAUCCAUUACCGGUGACAGCAACACACUGACUAUUGAAAAGACUCGCGUUGUCUUGGAAGCGCUACUACCUGGUAGGAACUACACGAUAAUAGUCGCCGCGAUCUCCAACAAAGUCGAGUCCAAUGAAACGAUCAUUUACCAGGUGACGAGACCUUCGAGUCCGAUCAUCGAGGACCUCAAGUCCAUUGAACGCGGGCUGAAUAUCUCGUGGAAGAGUGACGUUAACUCACGGCAAGAAAAGUUUGAAAUAACUCACACGAGGAAUGAUACCGGGGAAAGCGCAACCACGUUGACGACCGAGUCGCAUAUUAUCCUGGAAGAUCUGUACCCUGGAGCGGGGUAUGAAGUAAAGGUCUUUGCAAUAAGUCACGGUCUUAAGAGCGAACCCCAUGACUAUUUCCAAGCGGUCUUGCCUCACCCGCCUCAGCAUUUGAGAAUUGAUCGCAUUGAUCAGCAUAACAAGUCAGUAUUUGUGCACUGGAGCCCACCAAUCAGUUCGCUCUUCAGUGAGUACACCAUCAGGUACCGCACUGAAGACGAUCCCCACUGGACCAGGUUGCCUAGUGUCCGUAGAACCGAAGCGGAGGUUACAGAAAUGACUCCUGGCGAACGAUACACCAUCCAAGUGAACACAGUGAGCUUUGGCGUUGAAAGUCUCUACCCGUUGCAAGUAAACCACACCGUAGCACCAAACCCCGUGGUCAAUAUCACCCCCGUGAUUGAUUCCACCAACGUUACCCUCGAGUUCGUGCGUCCUGUAGGCAGAAUUGAACUGUUCAUCAUCACAUGGUGGCCUACAGACAAUCUGUCAGACGUCAGGUCCAAGAACGUCACCGGGCUAGAUGAUGAGUCCGAGCAUGACCUAGAGGAGAAGACCGAGAGGUUCGUAGUCGAGGGCCUUAUGCCAGGUGCCGAGUACUCUUUCUCUAUCAUUACGACAUCCUACGAGCUGUUUAGCGACGUAACCAAUAUUACAAGUCGCACGAUGCCCCUGAUUCAGUCUGAGGUCGUGAUCGUCAUCGACCGUGACGUUGUCAAUGUCCUGGCACUGCGUUACACUCCAACGCCGGUUCUAUCGUCACGGUUCGAUCUCUACAGGUUCCGUAUCAGUGACGAAGUGAACACGACCACGGAAAAGCUGGUUGAUGAUAGCGAUACAAAGGUGACCUUCAACAAUUUGACAGCUGGUAGACUUUACAACGUAACUGCCUGGACCGUGAGCCAUGGGGUUGCUAGUCGGCCGCUCUACCGUCAGGAUCGUCUUUAUCCUCAACCAAUAAUGGCGAUCCAGGCCGUAGAAAUAAACGCCACAUGGAUCAGUCUCACUUGGGAUGUUCCCACUGGGGAAUUCGACGCUUUCGAAGUCCAGUUCAUCAACAGUGAAGGUGUUCUCGUGCAGAACAUCACCGCGGACAACCAUAUCACCAUAAAAGACCUACAUCCUUGGCGUAACUACACGUUCACUCUGGUAGUCUGUUCCGGUUAUCAAUCUAACCAUCAUCUGAGACGGUCUCAUCCAGUAAGCGCGAGUUUUACCACCAGCGAAUCAUUCCCCGGUCGCGUAGAGAAGUUCGAUCCCACGGACAUACAACCCAGUGACAUCAGCUUUCAGUGGCACUUGUCCGCUGCGGAAUUCAAUGGCGUGAUUACUAAAUUCACUAUCACCUACCAAUUGGACGGGUCCAAGCACACUCAGGCCAAGGACUUCAAGGCCACAGAAUCUCGGGGUAUCAUCAAAGGAUUGAUACCCGGUAAAACGUAUGCUUUUAGCAUCCAGGCAAAGACCAAAGUUGGCUACGGCCCGGAAACUGUUUGGAGACAGAAGAUGCCCAUUUUGGCGCCACCGAAACCACCCACUCAGGUCGUGCCAACUGAAGUCUGCCGGACCAGUACCACGAUCCAGAUUAGAUUCAGAAAGAAUUACUUCAGCGAGCAGCAUGGAUCCGUUAUUGCUUACACGGUCAUUGUCGCAGAAGAUGACAGCAAGAAUGCUUCCGGUUUAGAGAUGCCCAGUUGGAGGGACGUUCAGGCCUACAGUAUUUGGCCUCCUUACCAGGUCAUGGAGCCUUACUACCCAUUCAAGAACAGUUCGGUCGAGGAUUUUACAAUAGGGACUGAAAACUGUGACCUCAAAUUAGUUGGUUACUGCAAUGGACCUUUGAAAUCUGGGUCUACUUAUCGGGUCAAAGUGCGCGCAUUCACGGCACCCGAUAAGUUUACCGACACCAGUUACAGCUUCGCAAUACAAACUGAUAAGGACAAUACGGCGAUUAUUGUGGGUGUUACUGUGCCAAUUGUUUUGCUGUUGACGUUGCUGGGGAUCGGGUUGCUCGUAAGGAGACACAGGAACCAGCUGAGGAAGAUCGCUGAGCCUAGGGGAGGGGGUCCAACGGAUAAUUUGUCAUUGCCGGAUAGUGUCAUUGAGACUAGCCGACCAGUGAGAAUAGAAAACUUCGCCGAGCAUUACAGAAUAAUGUCAGCAGACUCGGACUUCCGGUUCUCCGAAGAGUUCGAGGAACUGAAACAUGUCGGUCGUGACCAGCCGUGCACUGCAGCAGACUUGCCAUGCAAUCGUCCGAAGAAUCGUUUCACCAACAUCUUGCCUUACGACCACAGCCGCUUCAAGCUCCAGCCCGUCGACGACGAAGAGGGCUCCGAUUACAUAAACGCAAACUACGUGCCGGGUCACAAUUCCCCACGUGAAUUCAUCGUCACACAAGGGCCGCUGCACUCGACUCGCGACGACUUCUGGCGCAUGGUCUGGGAGAGUAACAGUCGUGCUAUCGUCAUGCUGACGAGAUGUAUCGAGAAGGGAAGAGAAAAAUGCGACCACUACUGGCCCAUGGACACGGGGCCUGUUUAUUAUGGCGAUAUAUCUGUUACUAUACUCAAUGAAACACGUUAUCCUGAUUGGAGUAUCACCGAAUUUAUGCUCUGUCGUGGUGACGUCAAAAGAGUGAUCCAGCACUUCCAUUUCACAACUUGGCCCGAUUUCGGAGUCCCAAGUCCACCCCAAACUCUUGCGCGGUUCGUAAGAGCGUUUCGCGAGCGAGUGAGACCCGAUCAGCGGCCGAUCGUCGUCCACUGCAGCGCCGGCGUAGGUCGCAGCGGUACGUUUAUAACUCUCGACCGAAUUCUACAGCAGAUCCAGGUCUCCGAUUACGUCGAUAUCUUUGGGAUCGUCUGGAUAAUGCGGAAAGAGCGGGUAUGGAUGGUACAAACAGAGCAACAGUACAUUUGCAUACAUCAGUGUCUGCUUGCGGUUCUCGAGGGCCAAGACACUACGGGACCACCAAGAGAAAUUCAUGACAAUGCCGGUUUCGAAGAAAAAAAUCGGUCACUGGAAAAUUCGGUGAAUCAAGAUGAGAAGGAAAGGUGAUGGUCUUGUAAUCAAGACGAUUAUUAUUAUGGAAUUUAUUUAUUAUAUGAUGAAGGAAUUGCUGAGUCAGGAAUGUGAAGAAUAACCCGAGCUUUAUACCCGAGAUUAAAACCCUACAGUAAAAAAAAAAAAAAAAACAUUUUUUUUUAUCAAUUAUUUUUUCUGUUGACAAAGGAAAAAAAUAAAAAAAAAGUUUGUCUGUCUGUUUGUUUGAUGAACGGUCACACAAAUCUCCGUCCAAAGAAAAAAUGAGAGAGUAAGUACACAAGUAAUGUGGAUUUGUGAAGUACUUAAAAACUUUUAAUCAUUUAUUAUUAUUUUCGCACUAGCACAUGCAUUUUUUUUAGAUUUACUUUUUUUUAUUUAAGAACAAAUACUUUUUUUGUAGCUAAUGGAUAUUUUUUACGUAAUUGAUGAAAAAAAAAUUUUUUGAUAGCAUUAAAGGCGAUUGGUAACGAGUUUGCUUCACUAGCCAAAGGCUAAUGUAGCAAACACUUGAGUGUCUGUCGCUAUCACUCGAAAUUAAUUUGAAAAUAGUAAAAGAAUGAUUUUAUCUACAAACAUUAUUAAUUUAAUGUAUUUCAUGGUUACUUUGCUUCAGGAGCCAAAGGCUAAUGCUGCAAACAUUUAAUAUUUUUUGGUUUAAUUUAAAUUGACGUAAAACAUGAUGACAAACCAUUUUAAUAUUAAUUCUUAUAAAUGCAUUUAAUGACUUUGCUUCAAAAGCCAAUGGCUAAUGCAGCAAACGCUUGAGCAUGUAGCGUUUUUUACACGAAAUUAAAUUAAAAACCGUAAAAAAAUGAUAUUAUUUAUAAUUACUAUCAGUUUACAUACAUUUGAUUACUACUUUGCCCCACAAGCCAAAGGCUAAUGCAGCAAACACUUGAGUGUCUGUCACUAUCAUUCGAAAUUAAUUUGAAAAUCGUAAAAAAAUGAUAUUAUCUACAAACAUUAUUAUUUUUAAUGCAUUUCAUGAUUACUUUGCUUCGCGAGCCAAAGGCUAAUGCUGCAAACAUUUAAUAUUUUUUGGUUGAAUUAAAAAUUGACGUAAAACUUAAUGACAAACCAUUUUAAUAUCAAUUCUUAUAAAGACAUUUAAUAACUUUGCUUCAAAAGCCAAUGGCUAAUGCAACAAACAAGUAUACUACUUUUGUUUUUAAUGAUUAGUCUUAGAACUUCAAACAAAUCUCUCGACUCGCGACUGUCAUAACUUCCGUAAUAAUCAGUUUGUUUCACGAGCCAAAGGCUACUGUGGCAAAUUAAUAGUACAACCACAAAAUAAUCUUUCACAAACUCUCCUAAUAAACUAAUAUCGUAAGAAGACUUGAAAUUUGAAAAUUAGUUUGCUCCACUAGCCUUCGGCUUCUGAAACAAACUCGUUACCAAACGCCCCCUUUUAUCGAAAAAAAAAAAUUUUUUUUCGUAAUUUUCAAUUCUUAUGAAAAUGUCAAUUAUUUACUCACCAGCUACAAAAAAAAACUCAAUUAAAAAUGACAAUUAUUAUUUUUUAAGUAAAUUUAAAUUUUUAAAAUAAGAAAACACGGACGUAUCCAUUUUUAAAAAUCAAUUAUAUGUACAUAUCAUUAAUGAAUCUCUACAAAAAAAAAACACAAAGUAAUUAAAUAAUUAAUUGAUUAAUUAGCGUAAUAUUCUUGUUA